AUGGCUGAACUUUCAGACUUAAUCAAGAAGUUUGAAUUUUCAAAGGUGUUGAAAAGUGAACCGUCUACUAAAACUGUGGUUCUAUUUGGAAAUAUUGGCUCUGAUGCUGCGAUAAUUGCACUUGAGAAAUCUCAUUUCAAUUUUGAAUUUGAAGAUACUGGCUUAGAUAAAUUAAUACAAGACUUAAAGCUCAUUAAUCUGAACGAUGUGUAUCAUUGGUCGAAUGCAAUUUUAUUUCAGGAUUUGGAUAAACUUCCCUCGUCGAAGCUAAAUUUAAUAUACCCAGCUACUGAUGUUCAUAUAAGAAAAUAUUCUCAACAGAAGUAUCAUUAUGUACUUGAAACGCCAGAUAUGUACAGCAUGUAUGUUGUGCCUUACAUAGAGAGCAUGAAAGGAGAUAGAAUUAAGUGGGUAUACAACAUCCUAUUCGAGGGAAAAGAAUCAGAAACUUUUAUUUAUCACGACAAAGAUUUAACCAUGGGAUUUGUACUUUUGCCUGAUAUGAAAUGGGAUCAGAUAAAUAUGGAAUCGUUGUAUUUGUGUUGUAUUGUGAAUAGAAAAGAUAUAUCUUCAGUGAGAGAUUUGAAUGGCGAUCAUCUUUCUUACUUGAUUGGAAUUCAGAAAACAAUUAAGCAAGUCACUUGCAAAAGGUUUCUCAUCGAGGAGGAUAAAUUGAGGAUUUUCAUACACUAUCAUCCAUCUUACUACCAUUUUCAUAUUCAUGUUGUGAAUGUCAGUCAUCCAGGUUUAGGUGAUUCGAUUGCUGUCGGCAAGGCGAUAUUACUAGAUAAUGUCAUUGAAAAUAUAAAAUUAGCUGGAGAUUACUAUCAGAAAGUUAAUUUGGGAGUAUUAAUAGGCGAAAACCACGGUCUUUGGAAUAUCGAGGGGUUUAGAAAUUCCCAUUAUAGAAACAUAGGUAGUCACCAUAAUGAAUAG
Molecule: messenger RNA, 936 nt
Organism: Priceomyces carsonii
Lineage: Eukaryota; Fungi; Ascomycota; Pichiomycetes; Serinales; Debaryomycetaceae
Product: 5'-(N(7)-methyl 5'-triphosphoguanosine)-(mRNA) diphosphatase
Exons: 1
Coding region: 1-936 (311 amino acids)
Biological process (GO): deadenylation-dependent decapping of nuclear-transcribed mRNA
Cellular component (GO): nucleus; P-body
Molecular function (GO): hydrolase activity; RNA 7-methylguanosine cap binding
Source: RefSeq, a predicted model, not a curated record